Funneliformis geosporum is the source of this 621-nucleotide messenger RNA. Lineage: Eukaryota; Fungi; Glomeromycota; Glomeromycetes; Glomerales; Glomeraceae. The record is from the annotation of a GenBank genome assembly.
AUGGCUUCUCGUAAGAAAGUUCUUUUGAAAGUUAUUAUCCUAGGCGAUAGCGGUGUUGGAAAAACAUCAUUAAUGAAUCAAUAUGUCAAUAAAAAAUUCAGUAAUCAAUAUAAAGCUACUAUCGGCGCUGAUUUCUUAACUAAAGAGGUCAUGGUUGAUGACCGUCUUGUAACGAUGCAGAUUUGGGAUACCGCUGGACAAGAACGUUUUCAAUCCUUAGGAGUUGCCUUUUACCGUGGAGCCGAUUGUUGUGUUCUUGUGUAUGAUGUUAAUAAUUCCAAGAGUUUUGAAACGUUGGAUAGUUGGAGAGAUGAAUUCUUGAUCCAGGCUUCUCCACGAGAUCCUGAAAAUUUUCCAUUUGUUGUCUUGGGUAACAAAAUCGAUAUGGAAGAAUCAAAGAGAGUGGUAUCUCAAAAACGGGCCAUGACUUGGUGUCAAUCCAAAGGCAACAUUCCUUAUUUUGAAACAAGUGCUAAAGAAGCAAUCAAUGUUGAAAAUGCAUUCCAAACUAUUGCGAAAAAUGCUUUACAACAGGAGGCUGAUCCAGAUUUCUAUAACGACUUUCCGGAUCCGAUUAAGAUUGAUAAUGAUAAUUCCAAAUACGAUACUUGUGCGUGUUAA